GGAAGGCAACCUCUCUUUUUCAUGAUGGCCGAGAGUGCGAUAAGGAUUUUGUGAAUUUCUCUCAUCAUAGUAUUUGAAUUUCUAUAUUAGAAUGACCAUGAUAUCCAAAGCUGCGGUAGGCAUUGCCGUCGGCAUCGCCGGAAUUUUCGUCGGCUAUUGUUUUUAUUUCGAUCAGAAACGCCGCAGCGAUCCUGAUUUCAAGAAGAAACUCCGCGAACGUAGAAGAGCUAAGAAACAGGCCCAAAAAGCUUCUUCAAAGAUACCAGACUUAAGGGAUCAUGAAUUGGUACAGAAAUUCUUUUUGCAAGAGGUUCAACUUGGAGAAGAAAUGCUUGCUUGUGGCGAGAUAGAGGGUGGAAUCGAGCAUUUGGCUAAUGCAGUAGCUGUAUGUGGACAGCCAGCUCAACUGUUAACAGUCCUUCAAAAGACUCUACCGCCACCAAUUUUCCAGAUCCUAGUGCAGCGGCUACCUAUGGUUGGCCAGAAACUAGUAUCGCAUACUCAAAUGGCGGAGGAAGAUGUCGAGUAGAUGAAUAUAAAGUUUCGUUGACAAUUCUUAAAUAAAAUCUGUAAUUAGUAAAAA
Molecule: messenger RNA, 583 nt
Organism: Camponotus floridanus (Florida carpenter ant)
Lineage: Eukaryota; Metazoa; Arthropoda; Insecta; Hymenoptera; Formicidae
Gene: Tom20
Product: mitochondrial import receptor subunit TOM20 homolog
Exons: 4
Coding region: 92-529 (145 amino acids)
Biological process (GO): protein targeting; protein import into mitochondrial matrix; tRNA import into mitochondrion
Cellular component (GO): mitochondrial outer membrane; mitochondrial outer membrane translocase complex
Molecular function (GO): transmembrane protein transporter activity
Source: RefSeq, a predicted model, not a curated record